This is a messenger RNA of Dovyalis caffra, 594 nucleotides long. Lineage: Eukaryota; Viridiplantae; Streptophyta; Magnoliopsida; Malpighiales; Salicaceae. The record is from the annotation of a GenBank genome assembly.
AUGGCAGGGUUAUCUUCCAAGUCUUUUGCUCUCCUUCUUCUUGCCAUGAGUUUCUACAUAAACUCUAGCUUUGCCGCUAGAAUCACCCCACACAGCAGCACAGAAUUCAUAAGAAAAUCUUGUACCGCAACAACUUAUCCAAAACUUUGCUAUACUUCCCUCUCCAUCCAUUCAAGCGCAAUCCAAACCAGCCCUAAGCUCCUAGCAAAUGCCGCCCUUAAUGUAACACUAUCAUCAGCUAAAUCAACUUCAACCAUGAUGUCAACGCUCUCACAAGGCCAUGGCUUGAAGCCUAAGGAGGUAUCAGCCAUGAGUGACUGUGUAGAGGAGUUGAGUGACGCAUUAGAUGAGCUUAGAAAAUCCAUUGAUGAAAUGAGUAACGCUAAAGAAUCCAACUUUGGGCUGAUGAUUAAUGAUGUACAAACAUGGGUUAGUGCUGCUAUGACUGAUGAGAGUACUUGCGGUGAUGGGUUCGCAGGGAAUGCUAUGAAUGGUAAUUUGAAGACAACUGUCAGGGGAAGGAUUGUGAAUAUAGCUCAGUUGACUAGCAAUGCCUUGGCUUUGAUCAACAACUAUGCUUUACUUCAUGGUUAG